This is a messenger RNA of Boleophthalmus pectinirostris (great blue-spotted mudskipper), 756 nucleotides long. Its product is annotated as zymogen granule membrane protein 16. The transcript has 4 exons. Bases 77 to 598 code for a protein of 173 amino acids. The record is from RefSeq and is a predicted model, not a curated record. NCBI's taxonomy places the organism in Eukaryota, Metazoa, Chordata, Actinopteri, Gobiiformes, Gobiidae.
AAAGAGAGGAGCACAGGACAACAGAUUAGUGCAGUGGUUGAAUGAAGUAACUCAGCACCAAAACAACAGCAAAAGGAUGCAUUCCUUUAUUCUUGUCGCCUUGCUCGCGGGCUCUGCUCUGCUGGCUUCAGCUGCUGUGAUCCCACCUUUCUCCUACAGUGACUAUGCAGGGUCAAAUUCAGGCAUCCACUUCACUCUUGAUGGAGAACCAGAUCAGCGCCUCACCUCCAUCCGGAUUUGGGACAACAAUGGGGCAUAUAUAAACGGAAUACAGUUCAGCUUUGGUAAAAUCUGGGGAGAUCGGAUUGGAUAUCCCAAUGGCAGAAUCCUGGAGAUAGAUUUGGACACUGAUAACAAUGAGGCCAUUAUCCAGAUCUCAGGGAAGUACAGCCGCUAUUUAAACUGGCUGGUGUUUGUGACCAACAAGGGGCGUUUCUUUUACGCUGGGACACCCUCAGGCAUCAGCUUUAACAUGUACCCAGGAUAUCCAGGGAUGGAGCUCCGUGCCAUCAGUGGGACCCUCCAUGGAGCUUUGACUGGGAUAGCUGUUCACUGGGCUAUGCCCCCUCCCCCCUCCUCAGACAGUAACGAGCACUGAGCAUGAGUUUAAUGUAUCUUAAUGUUGUGUUAUAAUUAUGCAUGCACUGAUCAUCUGAAUAGGACUCGUAUUAUGUGAUUUUUCUUUCUGUAAUCAUGUUAGACUAUUUUCUGAUCUACAUAUGUUAUGUUGUUUCCUGAUCACGAACAUAUCUGGAG